AUGUUGGAGGUAUGGCUUGGCUUAAGAGACUUUUUAAAACUGGUCUGGUGUAUUUCCUGGUGCUGUUUACGUUUCCUCCGGAUCUUUUGAGCGGCCAGAUUAAGAGUAAUAGGUUUUGGGACGUACGUGUUUUUUAAAUUUAUUGGCCAAUGAUGAAGAAUGGCCAAUUAAAAUGCAAAGACACGUUCGGAUGGCUUCGUUCCCCUUGAAUUGAAUGCCUGUAGAAGCGCUAUAAAAGUUGGAAUUUAUUGUUAGCAAUUGCAAACCGCUCCCUGCGGGCUUAUUCGUCAAGUUUAAUCAACAAAGAGCUGACCGAAGAGCUGAGGACAGAUGUACGAGAUACGAAUGUCUCUUUUUUGUUUACGCUCGCCCAAAAUAUAUUUUCCUUUUUUGCGGCCAAAAACGGGAACGGCCCACCUAAAGCGGGGUCGUCUGCCGGAAUGAAGGAGUAGUUCCGAACUUCUUUCCCUUACAAAUUGUCUUAAAACUGUUGUGACAAGUUUGGAUCCACGCCUUCGUUUGUCGAUAAUGGAUUCUGGCAUUUAUUUGGCAAAGAAAGCGGUCAAACCUGUUUAUUUUUGUUGUUUUAAGACGCGUUGUGCUUGGCUUUUGAAUAGGGUGUAGUAAUUAUGGGAAAAUCAGAUGAUUUUGUGUGUUUUAUUUACUUUUAAAAAGGUUAUUAUAAAUACUGAGACUACUCUUUGUUCAGAAGGUUACAAGGUUACGAUAACUAUUUUUCUAUUAGUAAAAUUGCUUAACAAAUGCUUUUGGGAAAUGUGCCACAUGUACAUUAACAACAAAAUCGCAAUAUGUAAUUAGAUGAGUAUUGUAAUAUAAAACUCAUCUUACCUAUAGUACCUAUACAAAAUUCGUGCAUUAUUCAUGAAUUUACGAACAAUCACUUUUAAUGUACUUUAACCGAUACCAACCUUAAAACCUUGAUAUACAGCAUAAUAUCGAACAAGAUGUCGUGAUGUUGUCCAAGUCGCAAGUGGUGUACCCCCAAUCCAAUGGGUCGCUGAAUGCGGUCCCUUCGGCUUCAAUGCCGUUCAUCGCCGGAUCUCUCUCAACGUUUCCGGGGCCGGCUUCACUCUCCGCACAUCCCAUGGCAUUCCAGUCACCGAUAUCGCCGCCUCAAACUAUGAGUUUCGAUCCUAGAAAUCUGGAGAUAAAAACCAAGUCAGUGGAACAGACUUUGCUGCCUUUAGUUACUCAGGUAAACGUUACAUUCUUGUAUUGGGUGCUUAGGUCGGUAAAUGUACUAAAGUAUUGACUCACGAUUAUCAUUGCAUAGCAUGUUAAAUAUAAACAUGUUAUUUCGUAUCUAAACACAUGGCAUAGUAAUUAAGUUUUAAUGUUAAGUUUUGAAAUUACUUGUUAAGUUUUAAAAUUACUUGAAUGUAAACUUCAAUAUCGUAAAUUCAGAUAUCAACUUUGGUUAACUUCAAGGAGUCUAUAAUUACUGGUACGAAGCCAAAAAGUGAACGGGCGCUGAGGGCCGCAUUAAAGGUAAGAUGACAAUAAAAUUUUAAUAAAAAAUAUUUAAAAUCAAAACCCAUAUUUUAAUAAAAAAGGACAGCUAGAAUACUAGUUAAUAAACAACACAUAUUAUAAUCAAAAAUUGCAGAUAGGGUCAGCCGUUGAAAUCGCAGUAGAGAGGUUUGUUGUUGUUGGUGAAUCUAUUGCUGAUGAAAACCCAGAUAUACAGCCAGAGAUGUAUGACGCAUGUCAUGAAGCGCGGCAAGCAGGUACUUAAAAUUUACUUUUCCAUUCAAAAGUUUGUAACAAGAACAAUAUUGGAUAUGUACGCGUUUUAACAAAAACAAUCCAGAAGCACCACUUUACUUCAAAAAUGUACAAUUUUCAUUCAAAACUAAAAUUUAUGACUUCCAGGAGCAGCGAUGGCCAACCUGCACUCCUCGCUGUUAGACGAAUCAGGCAUCCCCCAAUUAGGAAUCGACAAAUCCCAUUUGGUUCGAGCUGCACGACAACUUCUGUCAUCUGUAACUCGAGUUUUGUUGUUGGCUGAUCGAGUAAUGGUCAGUCACAUUUUGCGGGCUGAAGACAAGAUUGUCUAUUCCUUGACCAAACUCGAAAACACCGUCAACUUCACUGAAUUCGUCAGAAUCUUCACAGAUUUUGGAGGCGAGAUGGUGGUUCUGGCACAUCGAUCAGGUGACAGACAAGCUGAUCUGAAGUCAGAGAAGCGGAAAGCUCAGCUACAUGUAGCCAGAACAUCGUUGGAGCGGAUGACGAUGUUGUUGUUGACAUCGUCGAAGACUCUUCUCCGCCACACUGACGAUGAUUCUUCACGUCAGUGUCGAGAUGGCGUCUUCCAUCAGAUCAGAUGUGCUCUCCAACUCGUAGCUUUGUGUAUCUGUGACGGCGUGCUACCGCUAGAUCAACAUCGAUAUUGUCCUCCCUUGACUCCAGAAGCAGGUCCUCUAGAUAUUGGCAUUCAGCUGACAGCUACAGUAGCCAUCAGGCAGUUGACAGAGAUGCUGGAGAUGGUCAGGAUGACGUCGAUCGUGGGUGCGGGAGUCAGGGAUCGUCUUAAUGGAGCUUUGGGGACGUUAUGUGAGAUGACUCAAGACUUCACGGAUUCUGCGUUCACACCACAUCAUCAACGUGAACAGAUUCUGGACUUUCUGGAGGAGUGCCGCUUCGAAAUGGGAAACCUGGUUUCUGAGGUAAAGCUAGUUAAAACAAGCAGCUUUUCUUUAUUACUUAGAGAUCGUAAUUAACGAUUAUUUUUUUUUAAUUUCAAUAUUUCAAAACAGAUCAUCUUAUGGUUCUACUUUCAGAACCAAGACCAGUUCUCUCAAGAAAACAUGGAGGUCACGGUGGAGCGUCUGAACCGUCGUCUAAAAGACCUUCAGAAGCAGCUACAGGUCGCCGCAAUGGAUCAGAUUGGAGUGAUUUUCAGGACGAACGAAGACCACACCAUCCUCAACUCACUCAAGACUUGCUCGGUGUCCGGCGACAUCGACGGGGUCGAAAAGUAUCUAGAAAAGUUUAGAGAACAUUCUGUCCACAUUCAGGAAGUGUGUCGUUUGUUGCAUCACAUAUCAUUCACAGACGCCUUACAUGUUUACACCGGACAAGCUGAACGAACGUUCAGGGCGCUCGCACCAUUGGUAAGUUGGUGGCAGACAAUAUUUUUAAAUCUGUCACUAAACUGAGAGAAUGAUGACAUUAAAAUGAGUUAAAAAAUUAUUAAGAUAGAAAUUAGGACAAGUGUUACCUAUACUUUCACUUAUAUCAAAUAUAAGCCUUCUAUUGCAGACGUUACUAGCCGGCCGCACGCUCUGUAUCCACCCCUCCUCCAGAAUCGCUCGCGAGAAUCUGGAAGUGUUUUGUGACACCUGGGCCUCCCACAUCAAUGAUCUCAGCCGACUGUCCAAAGACCUGGAUGCCGCGGCUUCUGGCCGUGUAGCGGCCGAACGGCAGGCCUACAUGUCGUUGCCAAGACCGGGCGUAAGUCGCGAGCAGAGUCCUGUGUUUUCGUCGUCGUAUCCUCGUAUGUUUGAGUCUAAUCCGGAUAGUGGUUGUGAUGUGCUUAACUAUAAACCCUCAACUUCAUCGUGCUCGUCUCAAAGUUCGAGUAAUCAGUUAGCCAAUUCACCGUCAGCGUUUACUCCGUACAAACGAGAUACUGUAGAGAAUGUGGAGAACAGAGAGACGGAAGAGAAAGUGCGUUUGAAUAAGGGCACGGAUGGUGAUGUUGUGGUACUGAGACAGGAUAUAGGAGAAGGGAAAAAGGGAAAUUUCGAGAACAGAAUCUCUGUAAUUCUGGAUUCAUUGCACGAAGAAAGCCAACGGCUUCAGAAUCUUAAUAUUCACAGCAAAAAGUCACGAUAAUAUUGAAUAUCCGCGCUAUUGCACACUAAUUCCCAAAUAACUUGUAAACUAGCUAAAUAAUUACUCUACCAAACUACCACCAUAUCACAUAAUAUUACAGUAGUCUAAUUCACUUAUCGUUUUUUGGCAUUUCGAUAACAAAUCACUUACAUUUUGACCUUGAAUUCGUCACAAAUAUAUCUUACCAAGUUCUAAUCAUAAGCAAACUACUCAAACCCCACGUAUGGUGCUGCUCUUUGUUAUUUAUUGUUGUACUGUUAUUGUAAUUAUAUCGUACUGUAAACAAGAAUAAAGUUCUAAAUGUUGUUUUACCGUUGUUUGGAGGAGUGUUACUGUAACCAGUCUUACUAAAUAAAUGUUUUAGAAACACGGUACAACUCAGAAACCGACAAAACCAUUGACACUCGAUGUUGAGGUAAGGACAGAAACAGAAACUCUAGUACAAUAUAAGAUAAAAGCAAAGCAAAGUACUAUUAAAAAAACUAACUUGCAACAUAACAGAAGACAGUAUCAAACUACCGUAAUUUUAGGACCAACAAAAGAUUGCCAAGGUAGGCCUAGAGAUGAAACUACUGACAGCCGAGGUCGAAGCCGAAGCUGAGAAGUGGGAUGAGUACGCUGAGAAUGACAUUGUGAAACGAGCCAAAGCUAUGUCCUCCAUGUCAUACAACAUGUAUUUGUUCACCAAAGGCGACGGUCCUCUGAAGACGACGCACGAUCUCUUCACACAAGCCGAGUUCUUCGCCGAACAAGCCAACAAGAUGUACAAAACUGUCAGGGAAUUUGCAUUUGAAGUAAGUUUGGUCUCGGUUAACAUGCUAGGUGUAUUAAAAAGAGAAUGAGUUAACAAACAUGACAACCACUGAUAUAAUAUAAAAGUGUUUUGAAGAUCAAUAGGAUAUUACAAUGCACAUUUAGGUGCCUGGAAGUCAAGAGAAGAACGAGCUCAUGAGUGUUCUUGAACGAAUCCCUCAACAUUAUCAACAACUUCAAGUACUGGUCAAGUCGCCUACAGUAGGAAAGUCGGCCACAUUCAGCAAGGUGGACUUGGUCAUAUCAGGUACCAAGAGUCUGAUGAACGAAAUAGCCAAGUUGGUCACAGCGUGCUUCGUAUGUGCCACCAAAUUCGAGAUCGAGUUCCGAGGCACGUCAACAUCGAGAGCUUUACUUGAUGGAGGCACAAGUGACUACCCACAACGAUCUUCUCGAGAGUCCACAAUGUGGCGGAGAACACCGAGUGUUCGUCGUACCGUGCCUCCACAAGUGCACCUGUCUUCAAAUGAACUUGCAUGA
Bursaphelenchus okinawaensis is the source of this 5154-nucleotide messenger RNA. The record is from the annotation of a GenBank genome assembly. NCBI's taxonomy places the organism in Eukaryota, Metazoa, Nematoda, Chromadorea, Rhabditida, Aphelenchoididae.